AACGGCACAGCCUGCACGGACGGCGGCCAGACGGCGGAGGAGCGCUCUUUCGACAUGCCCUGGUGGGCCUUACUCGUCUGGAGCGUGGCCUUCGUGGUGAUGCUCACCAUCGCCAUCGGUGGCAACAGCCUGGUGUGCUGGAUCAUCCUAGGUCAUCAACAUAUGCGGACUGUGACCAACUACUUCCUGGUGAACCUCAGCGUCGCCAACCUUCUGAUGUCGACCCUCAACUGCACCUUCAACUUCGUCUACAUGGUCAACGCCGACUGGCCGUUCGGACUCACAUACUGCAUCAUCAACAACUUCUUCGCCAACUUCACCGUGUCUGCCAGUGUUCUAACGCUGAUGGCAGUCGCCUUCGAAAGGUACCUGGUGAUCGUGCACCCGCUGCGGAGGCGGAUACGCAAGUGUGAAGCUAUCUCGGGCAUCCUCCUCAUCUGGAUAAGUAGUGCGGGACUCUCCACGCCCUGUCUGCUCUACUCCACCAUCGUGUCGCACAGGUAUCCCUCCGGGCGAGAGGUGCACGGCUGCAUCCUGGUCUGGCCUGACGGACCGCAAAUGGCCUCCUUCACCGACUACGUGUACAACAUGAUAUUUCUGGUGUUGACGUACAUCCUCCCAAUGAUCGCCAUGGCAGUGUCGUACACCAUCAUUGGCCGCCAACUGUGGGGAGCUCAGAGUAUUGGAGUGAGGACAGACCGACAAAUGACAUCUAUCAAAUCCAAGCGAAAGAUCGUGCGCAUGUUCAUCAUAGUGGUGGCCAUGUUUGCCCUGUCCUGGUUGCCGUAUCAGGUGUACUUCGUGUACACUUACCACGACACGUCUCUGGCGAAGACCAGCUAUGUGCAGCACCUGUUCCUGGCUUUCUACUGGCUGGCCAUGUCCUACGCCAUGGUGAACCCAUUGAUAUACUUCUGGAUGAAUCGGAGGUUCCGUUCGUACCUGGUGCUGUGGUGCCGUUGCGCCCUGUUUCGUCGGAGGGCUGGACUACGCCAAAACGGUCGUCUCGCGGGUGGACUCUGUCGUGGUGCUGACAGGUACCUGGUGAUCGUGCACCCGCUACGGAGGCGGAUACGCAAGUGUGAAGCUAUCUCGGGCAUCCUCCUCAUCUGGAUAAGUAGUGCGGGACUCUCCACGCCCUGUCUGCUCUACUCCACCAUCGUGUCGCACAGGUAUCCCUCCGGGCGAGAGGUGCACGGCUGCAUCCUGGUCUGGCCUGACGGACCGCAAAUGGCCUCCUUCACCGACUACGUGUACAACAUGAUAUUUCUGGUGUUGACGUACAUCCUCCCAAUGAUCGCCAUGGCAGUGUCGUACACCAUCAUUGGCCGCCAACUGUGGGGAGCUCAGAGUAUUGGAGUGAGGACAGACCGACAAAUGACAUCUAUCAAAUCCAAGCGAAAGAUCGUGCGCAUGUUCAUCAUAGUGGUGGCCAUGUUUGCCCUGUCCUGGUUGCCGUAUCAGGUGUACUUCGUGUACACUUACCACGACACGUCUCUGGCGAAGACCAGCUAUGUGCAGCACCUGUUCCUGGCUUUCUACUGGCUGGCCAUGUCCUACGCCAUGGUGAACCCAUUGAUAUACUUCUGGAUGAAUCGGAGGUUCCGUUCGUACCUGGUGCUGUGGUGCCGUUGCGCCUGUUUCGUCGGAGGGCUGGACUACGCCAAAACGGUCGUCUCGCGGGUGGACUCUGUCGUGGUGCUGACAGCCGGCCGACAGUCGCGCAGGUCGGUGCGGGUGGCGAGCGGCCGCGCACGCAGCCCCUGCUCCACCGACUCGCCCUCGCUGCGCCGGCUGCUGACGUCACCGCGUCCCAUGACGUCGUCGCUGGCGGCGGGACGGAGGACGGACACCCCCGUAGUGCCGCCCACCGCCGCACCGUUCAAAGCUGGCGCGCCGCGCCCCAUUGCCGACGCAGGUGGCGCUAGCAGCGCUUUAGCUAGAUGGCGCUGUGAGCAGUCCGCCAGUGGCGCCAUCGUCGACUUCCACGGCAAGAUGGCUCAGCUACUGGCGCACGGUCUGGGGGAGGGGGAGCCGGAGAAGAGGCGCACAUCAGCGCACGUGCGUGCAGACGGCAUGCUCCGGUUCAGCCCCGGCCGACAGUCGCGCAGGUCGGUGCGGGUGGCGAGCGGCCGCGCACGCAGCCCCUGCUCCACCGAUUCGCCCUCGCUGCGCCGGCUGCUGACGUCACCGCGUCCCAUGACGUCGUCGCUGGCGGCGGGGCGCGCGCCGGCCUGGGGAGGAGCUGCCGGAGGAGCGGGACGGGCGUCCGCGACCAUCAGGCUCGGCGGCGAGCCAGCCUCGGCGGACGCCAGCAAGGAGAGCCCGCACGGCGAUGGAGGUGGCGCUAGCAGCGCUUUAGCUAGAUGGCGCUGUGAGCAGUCCGCCAGUGGCGCCACCGUCGACUUCCACGGCAAGAUGGCUCAGCUACUGGCGCACGGUCUGGGGGAGGGGGAGCCGGAGAAGAGGCGCACAUCAGCGCACGUGCGUGCAGACGGCAUGCUCCGGUUCAGCCGCGAAUUCCUCGCGUAA
Pollicipes pollicipes is the source of this 2532-nucleotide messenger RNA. RefSeq lists its product as uncharacterized. Gene Ontology annotation, molecular function: tachykinin receptor activity. The record is from RefSeq and is a predicted model, not a curated record. NCBI's taxonomy places the organism in Eukaryota, Metazoa, Arthropoda, Thecostraca, Pollicipedomorpha, Pollicipedidae. Gene Ontology annotation, biological process: G protein-coupled receptor signaling pathway. Gene Ontology annotation, cellular component: plasma membrane.